Messenger RNA from Botrytis deweyae, 1190 nucleotides. RefSeq lists its product as uncharacterized. The record is from RefSeq and is a predicted model, not a curated record. Lineage: Eukaryota; Fungi; Ascomycota; Leotiomycetes; Helotiales; Sclerotiniaceae. Gene Ontology annotation, molecular function: beta-phosphoglucomutase activity; sugar-phosphatase activity. The transcript has 4 exons. The coding region runs from base 328 to 1047 and encodes 239 amino acids.
UGAGUCAGAAUCAAAAAUUAUUACUUUCCUUCAUUCCUCAUUCUCUAUUUAAUCUUGCCACUCCCCAAGAAACUGUUCAAAAAAUUCACUCAACGCUUUAACAAUCACGAGGUCUGAAUCUAUCAACAAAAAAAGUUUUGUUGCAUAUCUCAUUUGAGGAGGAGAAUUGCACAGUUUUAGUCGGAUUUAGACGGGUCAAAGGGUCUCUCUCGCCAAUUUCACAUAUCUCAACAUCCACCCCACCAAUUUACUUACGGUUACUUGUGUUUUGAUCCUUGCGAUCUUCUCUUUAUAUUCGAUUCAAUUAUUUUUGUAAAAGGAGAAAUCAUGGGUUCUGUUCCGAGAGAGUUUUCUGCUCCUCCUCAAAAAGUGGUCUUUAAGGGGCUACUUUUCGAUAUGGAUGGUACUAUUAUUGAUAGUACCGAUGCUAUCGUUAAACAUUGGCAUCAGUUAGGUAACGAAAUAGGAGUAGAUCCUAAUGUGAUUUUACAGACAAGUCAUGGAAGGAGAAGUAUUGAUGUCUUGAAGAUUAUUGCUCCAGAGAAAGCAAAUUGGGACUACAUAAAAUACAUGGAAGGACUCCUCCCCAAAAACUACGGUGACGACGCCGUCGAAAUCCCCGGCGCCCGCUCCCUCCUCUCCUCUCUAACCAGCGCUUCCCACCCUUGGGCCAUCGUAACAUCCGGCACUUCCCCCCUCGUAACCGGCUGGCUCAACGUCCUCAAACUUCCCAUCCCAGAGCAUCUCGUCGUCGCUGAAGAUGUUCCAAAUGGAAAGCCUGAUCCAGCCUGCUACAACAUGGGAAAAGCCAAACUCAACCUCUCCUCCGCCCCCGACGGCUCCCUCCUUGUCCUUGAAGACAGUCCCGCUGGUAUCCGCGCCGGCAAAGCAGCCGGAUGCAAAGUACUAGCCGUAGUAACCACACACACCAUUGAACAAGUCGUCGAAGCCGGCGCCGACUGGGUUGUCAAAGAUUUGGAAAGUUUGAAAGUUGUAGGAAAAACAGACGAGGGUGUUGAGUUGGAGAUUUCGAAUGCUUUGGUUUAGAUUUGUGAGGAUAGGAAGAGAAUGAAUAUUAAGCGCGCAUAUAAAUAGAUAGAUAGACACUCAAUCGUUCGAGAGUCAGUCGCAAGAAUAUAUAGAAUACAAAGGUAAAUUUGGGAGACUCGAAUGAAACUUUAUCAAUGCUU